AUCUCGAAGGAGGAGCGGCCCGGGUCUUGUCACGUGACCCCGGCUCUGCUUAGCACAGGGAUGGAGCCGGAAGAGGGGACGCCCUUGUGGCGGCUGCAGAAGCUUCCAGCCGAGCUGGGCCCGAAGCUUCUUCACAAAAUAAUUGAUGGCAUUUGUGGCCGAACUUAUCCUGUCUACCAGGAUUAUCAGAGUGUUUGGGAGUCAGCAGAAUGGAUGCAUGUUCUAGAAGAUAUUACCAAAUUUUUCAAAGCUGUAGUUGGUAAAAAUUUAUCUGAUGAAGAGGUAUUUCAGCAAUUGAGUCAGUUGAAUUCAUUUCAUCAAGAAGCUAUCAUGAAAUGCUUGAAAAGUAGGAAAGACGAAAUCAAGCAGGCUCUGUUAGAAGAAAUAGUUGAUAUUUCCUCUGCACAGCUACAAGAUUUCGAUUGGCAGUUAAAGCUUGCACUUUCUAGUGACAAGAUUGCUACAUUACAAAUGCCACUUUUAAACCUUCAUCUAGAUGUAAAAGAAAAUGGUGAAGUCAAACCAUAUUCUGUUGAAAUGAAUAAAGAAGAGCUGCAGAAUCUAAUAAAUUCCUUGGAAGCAGCUAAUAAGGUGGUCAUGCAGUUGAAAUAACUGGAAGUAGUGAAUACCAACACUCAGAUUCCACUGCUACAACUGAUACGGCAGAGUGAAUACUGUGUGUUCAGAAAACCUGUGAUGUGCUGACUUAUUACGCCAAGCUGAGAAAGCAGCUGCUUUGAGAUCAAAGAUAAAAAUUUAUCAGCAUAUCUAAGGAACAGGAAAUUACAUGGUUGCCAGGAAAUGCAUAAAAAAUGAAAAAGCUAUAAUAGCUGUUUAUAUUUUUGUAAUGACUUUUGCCUCAUUUAUUAAAUAUUUGAGAAAUCUUUAUAGCUGUAACAGUUUUAUUGAAAGCUAAAAAUAGGCUCUAAAGUAAUGUAAACAUACAAAGCACAAAUAUACUUGAAUAUUGCUUAAAGAAGUAUGUGAAUAGCAAGGACAUGUAUUAUGGAUAUAUAUGAUUAAUUUGUAAUGUUUUUAAAAAAUAGCUUUUAAAGAAUGUGUAAGCUGCAUAUGUAACUCAGGAGAUUCCAUAUCUUUCUCAUAUUCAAAGGAAAGAUUAUAAAAUGCAAAAUUUCUUAGAGAAAGAAGCUCUUCAGAUAUGAACAAGAAAAAAUAAUCAAAUUUAUUGGAACAGUUUUGAGUUUAUGAAUUUAUGAAUUCUAGAAACUAAAUUCUUAUACUUGAACACAGAAAAAAGUGAAAAUAACACUGUUACUUCUGCAUUUCUGUGUUUGGUUGGGAGAGUGUGCUCUGAUGAAAAAAGAAAUGGAUACCAUUGUAUAGUGUAUAUAUUAUUAUUCAGAUAUUAGCCAAGAAUGCAUAUAGGUCCAUUUUUGUUAUAAACUCUUAAUAUUGAAUUUAACAGUUUUGGAUGUUAACAACUUCAUUGGAGAAACAAACCAUUUUUAAUUUCAGUUUAAAAACACAUUCUGAACAAAUAAAAAAUGUCCUUUUAUUUUUAUAUGUUGUUUUAUUUCAGAUGACUUUCUACAUAACGCAACAAUACAUGAUUAAUUGGUACCUGCCCUUUGCAACUUUACAGCUCAUUAGAGCAUCGGGCUAUUAGUUGAGGUGUCCAGAGCAGUUCAUACUAUUCUCAUCCUGCAGAUGAGGAUAGGCUUACAGAGGUUAGUAAAUAUGUGAGUGUGGUCUAGACAGUGCUGCUCAAAGUGUAUCUGUAGACUAAUGCCCGCCUGUGGACUGUUUGUUAUAGGUUGGUGAUUAGAUAAGGAGCUUAUGCUUGAAUGUUAUUCAAUGUACUGAGCAAUUUUGGUUAUGAAAAAAAAAUCAGCUGAACUAAACGGCGUGCUUAGAGAGGUGCAGGUUCCUUCUGUCAUUAUGGACCAGUAACGGUUUGCAGACCAGCACUUUAAAAAUACUGAUCUAGAGAUCCCUUUUGAGUUUCAGCCCUCCAUGCAGUACUCCUUUGAGAAGGAAAAAAUCUGGCUCUGCUUAUUUCCCUCAUCACGUGUUAUCGCUGUAUUAGCAUAUUUAACCCCUUUAUUGAAAUCUAAUUUCAAUAUACUGCACUAUGAACUGCACAUAUUUAAAUCUGAUAAUUUGGCCACGUGUACACCUACAUACACCUAUGAAAGCAUCACCUCAAUCAAGAUGAUGAACAUAUCAGUCAUUCCUGAAAGUUUCCUCCUAUUCCUUGUAAUCCCUGCUCCUGCGUCUUUCCCCCGCCCAGGUAACCACUGUCUGCUUCCUGCUACUGUAGAUUGUUUCACAUUUUUGAGAGUUUAAUAUAAAUGAAAUCAGACACUAUGUGCUCUUUUUUUUUUUUUGUGAUCUGGCUUUCAGCAUUAGUUUGAGUUUUGUCUAUGUUGUUGCAUGUAUCACUAGUUCAUU
This is a messenger RNA of Equus quagga, 2412 nucleotides long. RefSeq names its product COMM domain-containing protein 8. The record is from RefSeq and is a predicted model, not a curated record. NCBI's taxonomy places the organism in Eukaryota, Metazoa, Chordata, Mammalia, Perissodactyla, Equidae. The transcript is spliced from 5 exons. Bases 61 to 612 code for a protein of 183 amino acids.